GCAUCCCAAAAUGGCCAAACUUAGUUUAUUCCUACAAACAAUUUAUGUAUUUAUAUUUCUUCUUGCACAUCCGAACAGGGGUGUUCGACUAUACCCUGUUGUUCAAGAGGGUAAUAAUUCACUUCAACAAGAUUUGGUAUAUGGUUUAGCCAAACAAAAGUUGCCAAGCCUGAAGUCAAAUUCCCUCGAGGCAAAAUUUUCUGGAGAAGGAAAUAAUUCAUCUGGUGUACUAUAUUAUGCAACACACGACUCAUCGGGAGGCCCUGAUGCUAGCUACUAUGGAUUGCAUGCCACCACUGAUGUGUAUGGACAUGCGCUUAAACGUGGUCAAUUAAGUCGCAGUGGAAUUUGGGUUGGCCACAGUGGAGAUGGUCGAAAAUCAAGCUUUAAUGCAAUUAGUGUUGGAUGGCAUAUUGCUCCAGAAAAAUAUGGUGACUCUCAUCCUCAUUUAUUUACCUACUGGACGAGGGAUGGAUAUCAGAGUACUGGGUGCUACAACAUGGAUUGUCCAGGUUUCAUAGCAGCGAGCAGCGCUACUGUUACUCCAGGAACUCGCAUAAACCCAUCUUCAAAGGUCACGCUUCGAGUGUUGAAGGAUGACCAAAGUGGGCACUGGUGGGUGUACUAUGGCUUCAACGGCGUCCCAACGGCUGUGGGCUACUACCCAAAGUCAUUGUUCACAUACAUGGCAAAAAAGGCAAACCAGUUCUCGUUUGGUGGCUUCGUGUUCGCAGAAAGGGCGCUUCCAACUCCUCCAUUGGGCAGUGGCGUCCUUCCUGGUGGCAAGGGACGUGCGGCAUCGUUUACUGACUUGCGCCUCAUUGAACGGGAUGGAAGGAGCAGCCCCAUCAUGAAGGACUUGCCUAGUGUUAUAUCCAACAAUAAAUGUUAUUCUAUCACUCCUAUUGUUAAUUCCGGGUGCUUCUUUGGCGGGCCAGGAGGUUGCGUGUAAUACUAAGGUGUACUUUGAACGUGGUGGUGUAAUAAUGUUUCCCUUGAGUUUGUCUUCCCAAACUCAUACUGGCCUAAUAAGACACUAUGUGUUACUGUAUUAUGCACA
Triticum urartu is the source of this 1060-nucleotide messenger RNA. The record is from RefSeq and is a predicted model, not a curated record. Lineage: Eukaryota; Viridiplantae; Streptophyta; Magnoliopsida; Poales; Poaceae.